Molecule: messenger RNA, 1682 nt
Organism: Suillus subaureus
Lineage: Eukaryota; Fungi; Basidiomycota; Agaricomycetes; Boletales; Suillaceae
Product: caspase domain-containing protein
Exons: 16
Coding region: 165-1301 (378 amino acids)
Biological process (GO): proteolysis
Molecular function (GO): cysteine-type endopeptidase activity
Source: RefSeq, a predicted model, not a curated record
CCUCGCCAUGUCCAAAUUGAAUCUUCAUCCCCGUCUAAUCUCUGACUUGUCCAAGUUGCCCAGGUCAUCGAAUCACUAGGAAAUCGGGCCCUUAAAUUAUUGCGUAUACUAUCUGGUAUAUCAAUCUUCGGCCUCGUUCAUUAGUGUUAGUGAUCAGUCUAUAAAUGUCGGACGAUAUUCUUCCCGAGCCCGAAGGAAUCCAAAGGGCACUCCUUAUUGCUGUGGAAAAAGCGACCGGUUUCCCAAACCUCCCUCAGGCGCACAGAGAUGUGGCGAAAAUGAGAGACUUCCUUAUGAACUUUCGUGGCUACCACCCGGAAAACAUCGUCAUUAUGAUGCAUCAUAACAGUGUUUCACCAAGGUUAUAUCCCAGUAAAGCAAACAUACUGCGCGAGAUUGACCUUAUAGUUAAACACACAUCCCAACACGACCGGAUUUUUUUCUACUACACUGGUCAUGGCGAUCAGGUGACUUGUAAACACCAUACUGAAGCCGACAACAUGGAUGAAGCUAUCCUCACAUACACGGGAAAGCGUAUCAUUGAUAAUAUAUUAAAAGAACGCCUCGUUGAUCCAUUGCCUCACGGAGCCAAGCUUUUCGCGCUGUGGGAUUGUUGCCACUCUCACACAGUGUUGGAUUUGGAACAUUCCAACUGCAACGGAUUAUGGCGGACGCCCUUCAAAGUCCUGUCGGAUCUGGCAAGGAAAACCAAGAGCCUCGGCAAAAGGCUCAGCUCCAGCAUCUUGAAGGAUAGCUGCGAUGGUCGUUUCUCAUCAAAGGAUGACUCUCAAUCAAGAAAUGUAUCAUUUGCAACUGACGGCGUGGAUCUCUGCAAAGUGUCUUCUCCUGACUCGUACUUGCCACCAUGUUCAUUUAACUGUCCUAUGACGCUCCCCGAGAACCAAGUCAAGGCCUACGUCGUUUCCUUGUCUGCGUGCAAGGACAAUGAGUUGGCAUAUGACGACAACGCUACUGGUGAAACUGUGACGAAGUUCUUCAUCGAGUACCUUGAGCAAAAUCCUAGACCUUCUUAUUCCGAGCUACUCUGCUACAUACGGGGAAAGGUCAACGAUAUUACUCGCAGACGCAUACAGGCGCCGAUUAAACCGGCCAGCAAGACAGCUCACUACCCGCAUCGUCUACAGAGACUGUCGGAAAAUGAGGUUGAAAUCGAGGGUUGGCCCAAAUGCGAUCAUUAUAGUCACUGCGAUGACGGAAAUGACACUUCCACUUUGAGCUCUCAGCAGCCUUCGUACUCGAGCCACUACCGCAUGGAUAUGUCGCAGAUCGUUGAAUUCUGAAGCACAGGACGAAUUAUAUGUAGUACCUGGCACAGCUAGUACGCUGGUCACGGUUGUCGACGUUUAUCGUUAUUUACCUUAUUGAUCAAUUAUUAAUUUGCUUGGGAGGACCUUCAGAAGCCUUUUCUUUCAUACCCUGGCUUCGAGCAAAUACUACUAUUUACAGUUCAUCAUAUCCAGGACAAUAUUAUGUCACAGUACAUUAGUUUUCAUACACACCAGUUCUCCUUCGAACUGUCGGUCCUUUUGUAUUCUGCUUAACAGCUUACAUAUUCUUAUUCGUAAUAACUGCCAUUGCCAUAGCUCUUACUUGUCAGGCGGCCUGACGAACCCGCCAGCCGUCACAUUGAGUAAUCAAUCGCCUCUGGAAAAACAUGAAGU